AGUCUCAUUUUGGUUUUUUUUUUAAACAAAUGCAUUUGUUUUUUUUUUGUGUUCGACUUGUGUGUGCAGUAGUGUAAUUGAAGUGACCAGCAAACGUGCGACCGGCUGUGGUAAAAUGGUUUGAGGACGAAAACGAAAACGUAAACGCGACGAAAAUUCGCAAUGUGCGUUAAACAUCAUCAACACCAGCAACAGCAACAACAACAACAACGAAAACAGCAUCAAAAUACGAGAUAAAUUAUCCAACCGAAAGCGACAGAAACACAAACACACACACAUAUAGAUGCAGCAACAAAAAGAAUUGAAACAGCAGCAGCGAGGCGGCAGCGUCGUCAGUGGCAGCGUGCUGCCAACCUGCGCCAGCUGCCUCUGCCCGCUGCUGACGUCGCCGUCGACGUCGUCGAAAAAACACAACGAUGAACCGAUAGUGAUGGCACUUGGCCAACAAUGGCAUUGCGAUUGUUUUCGCUGCUCCGUCUGCGAUUCCCAUCUCCACAAUUGGUAUUUUGAGCGUGAGAAUUUGCUCUAUUGCCGUGACGAUUAUUAUGCACGCUUCGGCGAUGCCUGUCAGCAGUGCAUGGCCGUCAUAACGGGACCCGUGAUGGUUGCCGGCGAGCAUAAAUUCCAUCCGGAAUGCUUCUGUUGCGCCGCCUGCGGUUCAUUCAUCGGCGAGGGCGAAUCCUAUGCGCUGGUCGAACGCUCCAAAUUGUAUUGCGGCCAAUGCUAUGGCAAAAAGAGUCGUCUCCCCAUCGAUGCGAGGCCACGGAUCACAAAAGCCGGCAAGCCGAUGCAUUCCAUUCGGCUCGUCGAGAUUCCCAAGGAUGCCACGCCCGGUCUGCGUGUGGAUGGCGGCGCCCUCGAUGACGGUUGUCCCACGGUCCGGAUAACCGAUUUAAUAUGUAAAUUUUACGGUCGCAUGGGCAAAUACGCGUUCUCCUUGCUAACCUCGGUGGCGGAUCGUUGUUGUGCUUCAUAUAGGAUCGAUGUGAAUCUGACAAAUUUACACAUUGGGGAUCGGAUACUCGAGGUGAACGGAACUCCGGUGAGCAACUCGUCGGUGGAACAAAUCGAUAAACUGAUACGGAGCAAUGAGAAGAUGCUCCAGUUGACUGUCGAACACGAUCCGGUUCAAGUUUGUCGCAGUUGCAGCCAGGCGGACAUUCAACGCGCGAGUUCCGCCUCCACUUUGAUUCUCCCGCUGAGCACAUCGGCAUCAAGUGUUGAGGUCGGUGGACGUGGUAGGGAGAGACUUUACAAGGCAGCUGAAUCGAAUGGCACAAAGGCACGCAAGAUGCGGCAACAAACGUUGCAACAACAGCAGCAGCAGCAAUCACAACAUCAACAACAUCAGCAGCAGCAACCACAACUCCUCAAAGAGAAAGAACGCUGCUCGAGUUUGUCGAAGCUGUUGGAUGAACAGCAUACGGCACAACAGCAUUCGGCGCAUCCGCAACUUUAUGAUUUAUCGCGGACGCAAAGCUGUCGCGUUGUCCAGAAGCCGCAGCGCAUUUUUCGCGCCUCGGAUCUCGUGAUGGGCGAGAAACUGGGCGAAGGAUUCUUUGGCAAAGUGUACAAGGUGACGCAUCGCUUGACCGGCGAGCUGAUGGUCCUCAAGGAGCUGCAUCGCGCCGACGAAGAGGCGCAGAAGAAUUUCAUCAAAGAGGUCGCCGUGUUGCGGUUGCUCGAUCAUCGGCAUGUGCUCAAAUUUAUUGGGGUCCUCUACAAGGAUAAGAAACUUCACAUGGUCACCGAAUACGUCGCUGGCGGUUGCCUUAAGGAAUUAAUUCAUGAUCCCGCCCAGUCGUUGAGUUGGCCACAGCGCGUCUGUUUGGCUCGGGACAUCGCCUGUGGCAUGAGCUAUUUGCAUUCCAUGAACAUCAUCCAUCGUGAUCUCAAUUCGAUGAAUUGUCUUGUGCGCGAGGAUCGUUCGGUAAUCGUCGCCGAUUUUGGUCUUGCGAGAAGUGUUGAUGCGCCACGUCUUUCCACGGCAAAUGCCAAUGCCAGUAACAGUAACAGUCCAGCCGCCAGUUCGGGAUUCGAUUCGAGUGCCGCUUUGUCGCCCAGCGGCACGAUGAGACGCAGCAAGAGUCGACAGCGCAGGCAGAGAUACACGGUUGUAGGGAAUCCCUAUUGGAUGGCGCCCGAGAUGAUGAAGGGCCUCAAGUACGACGAGAAGGUGGACGUAUUCUCCUUCGGCAUCAUGCUCUGCGAGAUCAUUGGUCGCGUCGAAGCGGAUCCGGAUUACAUGCCGCGCAACUCGGACUUCAGUCUCAAUCAGCAGGAGUUUCGGGAGAAGUUCUGCGCCCAUUGCCCCGAGGCGUUCGUCAAGGUGGCGUUCGUGUGCUGCGAUCUGAAUCCGGAUAUGCGACCCUGCUUCGAGACGCUCUACAUAUGGCUGGAGCAGCUGCGCAGUCUGUUGGAUGCACAGCAAACGCCGCCAGCGCGACUUCUGCACGAGAUUGAGAACUUUCAGGAUAGUUACAUCAGUUCGGAGGACGCAUUGUCGCCCACCUCCCAAAGGAGUCUUGACAAUCUAACCGCAGAGGCGACAACGACAACGGAGGCGGCAGCUGAAGAAAAAGAGAACGUGGAGCAGCAACCAGCGGAGCAACAGGUUGUGAUGCGGGCCCAGGACAUUCCAAAGUCGCCGCAUUUGGGCAAGGAUUUCUCGCCGAGCGGCGAGCGACUGAGAGACAGCAUGAGAGCGCGUCGUCGUCAGCGAUUUCUGGGCGCCCAGCAGCAACUGCGAGGCUUGACCCCGGAGACAACGUCAACGGAGCGGGCGCUGAAGCAGGCGCUAAAGAAAUGUCGACCCUUUGGGGAGAAGGGUUAUCUGGUUGAUUUGCGACCCGGUGGUGAGUUGCAGCUGAACGAUGUGCGUGAUUUGAACAACUAUUCGGAUGUGGACUCGAGUUGUGAUACGAGCUUAAACUAUCACGAAGUGAACGCCACGACGACGACGAUGGAGACGCCUCCUCCUCCUCCAACGCCGCCGCCGCCUCCCCUCGAGCAUCGUUUGGCCUUUGAGGAUAUGCGCACGAGGUUACAUCAGUGUCGCAGCAAAUUCGAGCAUCUCGAGGAGGCGAAUCGUCGGAAUUUCAGUCAAGCGCAGCACUCGAUGCGCAACUUUUUCAAAACGCCGCCGGUGGCCCUCAAAAUGUUUCAACGUCUCGAGCACGAAGCGUCCCUAAAUGGCAACGGCAACAACAACAACACUUCAACGCCGCCUCCGCUGCGUCGCAUCAAUCAGACGCCCAUCUUUGGACGUCGCCAGUUGCCGGCUGCUUUGCCACAGCUGCCUCAGUCCGAAUCCCUCGAACAUCUGGCGGCAACCGCAAAGCAAUCAACAACGACAACAACAACGUCGACGUCGACGACGGCUCCGAAACGCAGCAAAGCAACGCUUGUCACUUGCACCGCCGAGUUGCAUGCCCCAGCGUCAGUUGCUCCAACUCCAGCUGCUGCUCCUUCCACCUGCUCCGAGUACCUGCCCAAAAAGCACAAGCUAACGCUGCCUUUGUCCAACUGCAGCAGCAGCGGCGUCCAGCGAUCCACAGCCAACAGUCGACUGCAAUCGGGGGCUGGCAAAGCGAAGCCUCUGAAGCCACCAAUGGGCAACAGCAACAACUCCGGCAGCAACAAUCACAGCCACAACGUCGUUGGCCUCUCGCCAACACGCGCCAGACCUGGAUCGCCCAGCAAGCAUCUGGCUCAAAGGCACACGGCCGCCACAGCGCAGCGUCAGCACAACAAUGUGUCCGCUGCAUACCAGCAACAGCAACAUCAACAGGCAGCGUCGCAAGGCGGCAAGAGCAGCAGACUGAGCAUCCUCAGUCCGGAGAAGGUGCAUCGACUGGGCGCGCGUCUCAGCGACCAGAAGCAGCAGGCAGCGGCUGCGGCAGCAGCGCUCAAUGGAAGGGCCGGAGGCGCAUCAGCGACGACGACGGCGGGGAGUACGGGAGGUGGAGAGAGAAGAAGAAGAGCGCCACCGCCGCCGCCAGUGCGAACGCAUUUUAAUACGCGUUGUUAACUGUUAUACGCGAGAUAGAGAGAGAAACGUUUGAAACGGCAGCAAUAAAAAACCCGAGUAGAAACUCAUAUUCCACCACUGUUAUACACACACACAUACACACACACACACACACCAACCGCAUUCCAAUACAUUCCGCGAACAACAAAAAAAAGCCAAACGAAAAAAGAAAAACAAAACUCAACGAACAGAAAACGAAGCGAAAAGCGACGACAGUUGUAGACAAUAACUGUUCGAAAGUAGAAGUAGAAGAGAAAGAGAUAGAGAGAGAGGAGACAGAGAGGGAAGCGACGCUGUGGCCAGCGCAGCAAAAGUUGUUACGAAACUUGCCCUAAACUAAAAAAAAUAUAAUAAUAAUAUAAAUUACACAAAACAAAACCGAAAUCGAAGCUUUAAUAACAAAGAGAAGAAAAGUUGGUCACAGCGCAGCGUCCAUAUAACAGUAAUGCUCAAUUUUAUCCACUGUUAUACAGCACACACACACUUUUUUUAUACACACAAACACACUCUUAAUUAAUAUUACUUGUAGUCGAGAUACACGAAGGUUAAGUGCCUGUAAUAUGAAGUUGCAAUAUUUACAAAAAAAAAGAAGAAAAGAUUGUAUAAAGAACGAUAGAUUCGAUAGCAUCGUAAGUUUACAGGGUAUAACAGUUUGCCGAACAAAAGCCACAGCUCAACUAACACUUAAGAAACUGACAAAAAAGAAACAAAAUAAAUGCGAAUACGAAACAGGAGAAAGGAAAAGAAGAAUAUAGUUAAACCUUGUGCCAUGCCCACCAAUGCGAGCGAAAGAGACAGUAUGCGAACUGUCUGUGUUAGGUGGGGGAAAGAAGAAGAAGAGGAAGAAAAACGAGACGACGACGACGAACAGCAACAAAAUAUAACAAUUAUUUUUUUAUAUACAUUCUAUAUUCCAUGUUAGUGCUUAAAUCUAAUUUAUUAUACGAAGAACAAAACAAAAAAAACAAUGUAUAACAGUAUAACACGCCCUCCUAAUAAUGUAUAACAAAAAAACAAAAAUGUUGCGCAAUCUACUUCGAUAUAGAUAUAAUUAUAUGUAUAUAUAUAUAUAUGUGUUUAUAUAUAGCUCAAAUGGUAUUGAGAAACGCAAGUCUAACUUCAAUGCGUAUAACAGCUUAUAACUGUACUACGCAUAAAAAAAAAAACGAUGCAAUUAAAUGAAAAAGUGUUAUACAGCUGGCAAAUGCUACCUGUUAUACACUAGCACACUUAUGUUAAAAAUCUGUUAUACUUAACUGUAAACGCUUACACCGCCCCCGCCACGCCCACUCGACUAAUCAACUGAUUUACACGUAGUAAAGAAAUUAUUAAGAAAAAAA
Molecule: messenger RNA, 5370 nt
Organism: Drosophila albomicans
Lineage: Eukaryota; Metazoa; Arthropoda; Insecta; Diptera; Drosophilidae
Gene: LIMK1
Product: LIM domain kinase 1
Exons: 6
Coding region: 284-4030 (1248 amino acids)
Biological process (GO): protein phosphorylation; actin cytoskeleton organization
Cellular component (GO): cytoplasm; nucleus
Molecular function (GO): protein binding; protein serine/threonine kinase activity; ATP binding
Source: RefSeq, a predicted model, not a curated record